CAACAGCGACGAACAUACCACACGAGGGAAACUAGAGAGUUUAUUGCGCCACCACUAGCUCCUCCAUAUUCAAUCGGCAAUCAGUAAAUUGUCAAGUGGCCGAUUUAGUAAUUCGAGUUGUGUGAUGAUCGAAGCGAUAAUUUUUUAAAAGAAAAAUGCUUCGAACCAAGAAAGACGUAGACAAACAUGUACAAGAUCUACAGAAGAAAGUGAACAACGAAAAUGAGCGAAAACUUCUUGGCUUCAACUUUGCCAAGUCUUAUCAUCAAAUUGGAGAACACAAGAUAGCCAAACAAUAUCUAGCUUCAUAUCUUGCGAUUAAGGAGUGUUCAGCUCCAGGCCAUCGCCUGGCUGGUCAAAUUGCAGAGUCUUUAGGUGAAAAAGAGGCAGCUGUCAGAUCAUACAAAAGAUCUUUUGAUAUUGAUAGCAGUCAACGAGAUUUGGUUUUCAAGAUCUGCAGUUUGGUUUGUGAGUUACCCACCAGCCCAGCCAACAGAGAUCUUCAGCAAUGCUGGUUGGAGAGAGCUGAAGCAUUGCAGCCUCAGCACAGUGUAGUGUUUGAGCUGAGACAGAGGCUAAUGCUGUCAUCAAAUUCCCAAGUAAAAGGAGCAGUGGAAGAUCAACUGAAAAAUGAAAUGCUCAGCAAACCAGGUGACAUGAAGCUUCGUAUCCACCUUUUAAAGUUGUAUCUUGAUUCAAACAGAGUCAAGGAAGCUUAUGAACAUAUGCUCAAGAUUGAAUCCCUUCAAGUAUUUAGUCAAGAGCUAGACUGGUACAAUUGUGCUCUGAAUGUCCUUGAAUCCUACAAGAAGCUUUUGGACCACAAAGUGGGGCCUGAUUUCUACUUCCACUACUUGAAUGCUGUAGACCGACUAUCGUUUCUUAAGAUUUCUAGAGUUGGUAAAGGCCUUAAAUCAGCCCAAUCUAUCGGUGAGGUACUACCGACCUUGCAAUCACUGGACGUCACUUUACAACUAGCGAAAGAAAACGGCGUUCAGCGAGAUAUUCUGGUACACUUUACGUGUCAGUUGUACUUUCAAGCUGGUUUAGUCGUUCUUCUGAAAGCUCUAGCCGGCCUCGAAGAUGAGUAUCAAGCCCUGAGCUAUGCUGCUACUCUCUUCACCAUCGCUUACAACCAGGGUACAACUGGAACCCCCAAUCAGUUUGGCGACAAAAAACUCCUAGAUUCAACCAUUGUGACUGCCAGAUACCGCCAGAGUCAAUGUGGCCAUUGCAUCUUCGCCUGGGAAAGCAGAGAAGGUCGUAAAUGGGUGGUGGACACCGUCAAGAGGUGUGACAAUCCUGACGGACGACGCAAGAUGUUUGAAACCGUCUUCGGUGGCGCAUCAACGCGCCCUUAUUUCGGAGAAAAAUUUCAAUUUCCCAAGGAACAACUGGAAUUACCUUCUUUUGCUGAUUUGCUUGAACUUGAUAAAACCGCCCUCCAGCUCUAUUCUAACGAAUUACAUCCAGUGGUCUGGUUGGGCUUACGAUACUUUACCAUGCAUCGCAGACUGAAUGAAACUGACUUUGCAUCAGAUCUCAGUCAGAUCUUGACAUCUUCACGCUUCAUGCGCGAUAUCCCAUUCUCUUCAGCGUCGUGGAAUUCCUGCGCACCUGAGACUCUUUCUGCGCUAGAUAUGGAGUCAUUCGUGUAUGCUUCAAUUUACAGCACCGUCUCCUUGGAGGAAAACGAUUCGAAGGUGUUUGGAACGGUGCCUGCUGCAUUGACAAAAUCGCUGUGCACAGACCAGCAGUCGGCCUGGUGGCAAUCUGCCAUCAAACUUAUCUCGGGAUCGGCUAAAGAAAAUUUAAGUGAGCUGCGCCGUACUCUGCAACGAGGUUUGGAGGUCAUCCGUCUGUCUGGAAACCAACAUGGGAUUCCACUGGAACUCGUGGCCAAGCUCGCUCGAACAUUUGUGGCCAGGGCUGGGAAAAGCCGCGUGUUCCCUGCCGUCGACGUACCUGCACCUAUCUCCACAGAUGUGAUGACAGUUGAACAAACAGAGGCCCUUGAAAGUCAGGCAACUCGUUAUUGGAAAAUCUUUCUUGAAAUGGCUAAUACAGGAAAUAGAUACACUCCCCCUUUAUCUGGACGACUAUUUGAGUUUCGCUCAGUAGAUGCUGAUAUUGACGGCCUAAUAUCAGAGGCGAAACUUUUUUCUGGAUACCAAUUGUGGCGUUCUGGUCGACGUGAAGAAGCACUUCGUCUUCUACAGGCAAUCUCUGAUCCGUACGCUUCAUAUUACCAAGGACUCCUCUUCAAAGAGAUUGCGGAAGAAGAGUUACGCAAGGGAGCAACCGUGUACGAAUCAAGAUCAGCAGCCAAUGUACUGUUGAACAAAUCAAGAGACGCGUUCUACAUCACCCUGGAUCGCCUUCGUAGUCCUGGAAUGGAGCGUUUCCAUCCACUAGAUCAAAAACUUUCCGAAGUCAUUGAAAAGGUCGAGACUAAAUUAGGCAGUCUAACCAACUUGUCUAUCGCUAAUGGUCACAGCACUGAGGAAGAAGAAGAGUCUGAAGAGAGGGAAUAUCUCACGCCUCAGCAAGUUACUAGCACCCCACACCGAAGAAGCGUGAUGAACAUGACUUCAAUGCGUAACGGAACGUCCCUCGCAAGUCGUCUUGAAAUAAGCACACGAGCUGAAGCGAGACCCAGCCCCGAACGUUUGGACGCUCAACUUAGACAAAUGGUGCAGCGACAGGAGGAAUUCAACCAAGCAAUUUCAACUGAAUUAAAACAAAUUCGGGCCGAAGUCGUGGACAUCAAAACCUUGAUACAAAAAUUGGAGUCGCAUCUUGAGAUGCAAGCAAAACAUGAAGUGAAAGAGAGUAGGAAAAAGUCGUCUGAAAAGGCUUCUGAGACCUAUGAUGAUAGAUGCUACGAAGAUGGUGAUGUGGAAGAUUGGGAAGAACAAGAAGACGAGGAGGAAGAAACCGACCUCGAUAAUUUAGUGAAAUUGAAAGGAAAAUUGAAGAGCUCUGGUCCCUCUGCCCCACAGAUCAAUAUGCCAUUGUAUGCUCCUCCAUUUGCUCCUGCAACGAGACCGGCAUACGGAUAUCCACCGACCUAUGGAGCUCCAUUCCACCCUUCUGCAUACCAGCAAUAUCCAGGUUUUCCGUACGUAGGAGUUCCAGGUGCACCAGGUCCUUUCCCCGUUACGCCAACUUAUUCGUAUCCACCGGGAAUACCCCAUUGGGGAAUGGACCAAGUUACAACUCCGUCACCAGGAUCUACUUAUUUGCCCCCUGGGAUGGUUGCUCCACCUAUUCAACAGCAGAUUCCUGUUCAACCCCCAGCUCCGUCUGUUUUUUCCCGAAUUGGAACAAAAGAUACAUCACUGCUUGCAGCAACUUUGCAGCAACCUACCGUAAUCAGCACUGCACCAACACCCAUAAACGACGUGGAAUCGGCUUCUGAGGCCCUCCGCAGAGCUGCAGCUGGUUAUUCAGCAUCUUCCACUGCCCCUGCUCCUCACGCAUAUCAGAUUAAUGUUCCCACACAGGCUACACCGGAGAAAAUAGUUGAUAAUACUUUAUCUCCAGCUAUCCAGCUUUCUACUCGAAGCCUGCUUGCCAAUAUCCCCGAGCCAGAGUUUUCAUCUGUUACCACUCCGGAUAAAUCUAAAUCAGCCCGUGAUCGCAAAGCUUCCACUUGUUCUGAUGGAAGCUACGCUCCAGAAGAGGAGGUUGACAACUACCCAGAUUUCAAACCUAUUAUUCCUUUACCGGAAGAAGUGGAAGUAAAGACUGGAGAAGAAGGUGAAGAUGUACUUUUCGAUCAAAGGGCCAAACUUUUCCGUUUUGCCGAGAACCAAUGGAAAGAGCGUGGUGUUGGCCAACUAAAACUUCUUCAAGACCCGACUACGAAGAAAGUUCGAUUGCUGAUGCGCCGUGAUCAAGUCUUCAAGAUUUGUGCCAAUCACACAAUUACGGCAGAUAUCAAAUUGUCCGAAAUGAAUAAUUCAACCAAUUCGUGGAUAUGGGCCGCCAUGGAUUUUGCAGAUGGCGAAGCAAAACUGGAAAAAUUUGCUGCCAAAUUCAAGACUCAAGAAAUAUCCACUGAAUUCAAAGAAGCCUUUGAAAAGGCCAAAACAGCCGAUGUUGUUAAACCUAAGCCUGAUACUGCAACUACAACAGUCAAAAAGGCUAGCGAAGCACCAGUUAAAGGAUUUGGGGACAAAUUUGCUCCCAAAAGUGGAUCAUGGGCUUGCGCAAUGUGCUAUGUCAACAAUUCGGCAGAAGCUACCAAAUGUGUAUCCUGCGAAACACUCAAACCAGGGACAGAAGCUCAAGCACCAGCCCCAACUCCUUUCUCUCAAAUGAAAUUCGGAAUGCCUUCAGUAGCAUCUGUUGCUUCGACAACAACUACGGCGUUCAAAACUACCACGGUAACGACUACCCCUGCCAGCACGGGAUUCAUAUUUUCAUCAACACCAUCAACUGGAGCUCCCGCGUUUAGUGGCAUGAAGUUUGGAGUUCCAGCUGCCACAACAACACCAGCCUCGGCAGCACCUACUUUUAGUUUUUCAACUCCAACUCCCGUUACUACAUCAGCUCCUGCUACAAUUAGGUUUGGUGUGGCUGCCGCAACACCGACUUCAACAACUACACCUGUUUUUGGAGUAACGACGACGCCCAGCUCGGCUGCAGUAACAACAAGUUCUGCAGCGUUUUCGUUUGGAGGAAACAAACCUGCUUUUUCAUUCGCUCUGCCCUCUUCCUCAACGGAAACCGUGGUAUCGAAAGCUCCAUUUUCAUUUUCACCUCCCAAAUUGGCUACGGCCGCAGUCACGCCUCAAACUAACGGUCAAACCGACGUCACCACCAAAGUGACACCGUCAACCACAGCUGGAGUAACACCGACGUCUUCCGUGCUACCUGGCUCAAUUUUUGGGACUCCCAAAUCAGCAGUUGAAACUAAACCAAUUUUUGGAAGUUUUUCCUUUUCCACGCCGGUUCCUGCUGCUGCAACACCAGAAAAACCUUUGGAGGAAAAGAAACAAGAAGUCAAGCCUAGUCCUUUCGCCGGCUUUUCUUUUAAUAGCAAUCCGACUCCUGCUUUAGCACCAAAGGCGCCUUCAGAUGAGAAAAAAUCCGAAGACAAGCCUAGCCCAUUUGCUGGGUUCUCCUUUGGGGGGUUCGGAGGCGUUGCAAAUAAAGACGCUGGAGAAAAGAAGGCUGAACCUGGUAUGCUGUUUUCUCUGUUAGCCCAACAGCAGUCUUCGACCGGUUUUACCAUUGCUCCAAACAAAGAGUUCCCUGGAACCGGAACACCACUUUUCGGAUCAACUACUCCGAGCGAUAAGACGAAAGAUUCGAGCAAGGAGGAAGAUGGAGAGGAAAAUGAAGGAGAACAUUAUGAGCCCAAUGUUGUGUUCGAGCCAGUAAUCCCAUUACCUGCCUUAAUUGAAGUAUCGACUGGCGAAGAAGAAGAAAAGUUGUUAUUUAUUGAUCGAGCCAUCCUCUAUCGCUACGUUAAUGAAAGCAAAGAGUGGAAGGAAAAGGGAAGAGGUGAAAUGAAAAUUUUGGAACAUAAAAUCACUGGCCGAGCCCGCUUGUUGAUGAGAAGAGAGCAGGUUCUCAAAAUCUGUUGCAACCAUUACAUUACUCCUCAGCUGUCACCGAAGCCUUUGCAGACAUCAGACCGUACAUGGACAUGGUCUGCACAAGAUUUUUCUGAGGGUGAACUAGUUCAGGAAACCUUUGCACUGAAGUUUAAAACCAUGGAUCAGGCCCAGAAGUUCAAGGGCGUUUUCGAUGAAGCCCAGAAGAAAUCUGCUGACAUCAGUACUGAGAAAGUCGAAGCAGCGAAAGAUAUAAAAGGCCAAGAACCUCAAACCUUUGGUGAGAAGUUUAAACCCAAAGAAGGAUCCUGGGAAUGCCAGGGCUGCCUCUUGCGCAACGAUCCUAGUGUGAUGAAGUGUCCAUCUUGUGAGACUAGCAAACCUGGAGAGCCUAACAAAACCGAACAGCCUGCCCCAAAACCUCAACAACCUGUAACUGCAUCCUUCGCUGGAUUGUUUAAGCCCAAAGAAGGAUCUUGGGAAUGCAAAGGCUGUUUUUCACGCAAUGAUGCUGCUAUGGUAAAGUGUCCUUGCUGUGACACCAUUAAACCUGGAGAGACUGCUCCCGCUACUACGCAGAGUUUACCAACGGCUACCACUCCAGCAGCUCCUUCCUUCAAGUUUGGUUCGGAAGGUGGUUUUAAAUUUGGAACGCCCGCCUCUAGUACUUUACCUUCGUUUGGCGCGAAUUCAUCAUUCCCUUCCAGCACUGCUACUGGAUUUGGCAAUGUCUUCAAUUUCUCCAUGGGCACGCCUUCUGCUGCGAGCCCAGCACGCCCAGCGACUCUGACUGCUCGUUCACCGAACGUUUCAGUCAGCAGCGACAACGAGUACUAUGAUGAAGGUGAGAGUGACAACAUUCACUUUGAACCCAUCAUUCCAUUGCCAGAGAAAAUUCAAGUCAAGACUGGAGAAGAAGACGAGGAAGUUGUUUACUGCCAUCGCGCCAAACUUUUUCGAUUGGUUGAUAAUGAAUGGAAAGAGCGAGGCCUGGGUGAUGUAAAAAUCUUGCGACAAAAAGACACUGGAAAAACUAGGCUAUUAAUGCGACGAGAACAAAUUUUGAAGAUUUGUCUAAAUCACGCUCUCACUCCCGAUCUGACUUUCAAACCCAAAGACGAGAAAUCUUGGAUAUGGAAAGCUAAAGACUUUACUGACGGCGAAGAGAAAGAAGAGACUUUCGCCAUAAGAUUUCGUGACGCAGAAACCUGCAAAGCUUUCAUGGAUGCUGUGAAUGAGACUAAGGUUUCCCCUUCAUCAGCGUCUGUCGCCAGCACGCCAGCUGCAACAGGAGCAGAUGAAGUGCAACUUGUCUACGCUAAGGAAGCCACAGAGGAACAGAAGCGUAAAGCCAAGGAGCUCAAGCUCCCCCUCAACUUUUUCUUGUACGAAGAUGCUCCGCCGUGUCGAGGUUGUCGAGGUUGCGAACCUGAAGACAAGAUUGUAACCACGAAACCUGACGUCAUUACUAAGCCCAAUCAUGUCGCUAAAGCCGAGACUCCUUCCAACGCAAUAUCGUUUGCCAAGAUGAUUGAUGCCUCCGCCUCACAGCUAUCUUUCUCGUCACUAGUCUCUUCAACUGGCAGUGGAUUCAACAAGCCAGCAGCGUUUUCUUGGUCUGGAACUGGUCAACCUAUUUUUGGGAUGGGUAGUCCAGCGACGCCGCAAGAAGAUAAAACCAACCAUGGUGAAGACGAUAAUGACGAAGUUCCUGAAAGCAACGAUCCUCACUUUGAACCAAUUAUUCCUCUGCCGGCAUUGGUUGAGGUGAAAACUGGUGAGGAGGAUGAAGAAGUCAUUUUCUCUCACCGCGCAAAAUUAUACCGAUACGUGGCAGAAAGUAAGGAAUGGAAGGAAAAAGGAGUCGGAGAUAUAAAAAUCCUUUAUAACAAGGACAAAAAUACCUACCGAAUUCUGUUGAGAAGGGACCAAAUUCACAAACUGGCAUGUAAUCAUUGGAUCACUGAUGAUAUGAGUUUGAAACCCAUGUCUACUUCUACUACUGCUUGGACCUGGUUUGCAAUGGAUUUUUCCCAGGGCGAGUUAAUCUCUGAAUCAUUUGCAGUUCGCUUUAAAACAGAAGAUCAGGCAACUCUCUUUAAAACUAAGUUUGAAGAAUGCCAAGCUGCGUUAAAGAAGAACACGACCGCAGUAAAGCCAACGUUGGCCGAGUCAAACAUUGUUUCAACUCUAGCUGUGACUCACAAAGAAGGUUCUUGGGAAUGCCAAGGAUGCUUAGCGCGCAAUGAUACUACUGUGCUAAAAUGCCCUUGCUGUGAAGCCAUGAAACCUGGAGAGACUCUACCUACUGUUACUCCUCAACCGGAAGUGACAGGCGCAACAAAUGACGCCGAAGAAGAAGAGGAGGAAGAAGGUGAAGAUGAAGAAACAGUUGAAGAAGAUCAAGAUGAAGAAGAAUAUGAAGAUGUGGAGGAGUCCAUUAUGUUCGAGAAGCGCUGCACACUCUCGUCCCUGGAAGGUGGUCAGACCGACAAGAAAUGGGUGCUUUUAGGAACCGGCAAUCUUAAAAUUGUGUACGACGAUGAGAUGUUGUGUGCGAGGAUCGUUGUCGAAGAUGGAAAUGAGCAGUUGCUCUGUGACAAUGUCAUUGCUAUUGAAACUGAGCUAAAGGUUGAUAACAAAGAGUGCGUAUGGUCGGCUAUCGAUUAUUCGUCUGAGGAAUCUGUGCACAGAACUUUCCGUGCCCAGUUCAGCUCUACUGACGCUGCGCUUGAAUUCCAAUCGAUGUUUGCCGAAGCGAAGCAGUAUGCAGAGAAAUCUGAUGUACACGACGAGCCUGAUUUACACGCAGCGGGUUAUGACCAUAGCAAUGACGAUCACGGAGACUAUGUCGAAGGUCAAUCCAUGCCAUCUGAAGGAGCCGUCACGUCUUUCAAGCCGGCAGUACUUGUUCGUGCUUGUGAUCCGAAAUUAGCCCAAGCGCUAUCAGAUAUUUUAAAUGAUGUGAAUUAAAUGUUUUCUGCCUAUUUUUUGGUAGGUCAGGGGGAUACCCCCCUUUUUGAUAUGACGUUUCUUUCAGUUGUCAAUGAUUGAACUCACUCGUUUUUCACCCUCGAUUGUACUUUUGCGGGCCUUUCCACAGUGUGAUUAAUUCGUAACAAUAAAUUGAGAUGACCUGA
This is a messenger RNA of Daphnia pulicaria, 8707 nucleotides long. RefSeq names its product E3 SUMO-protein ligase RanBP2-like. Lineage: Eukaryota; Metazoa; Arthropoda; Branchiopoda; Diplostraca; Daphniidae. Bases 156 to 8540 code for a protein of 2794 amino acids. Gene Ontology annotation, molecular function: protein binding; GTPase activator activity. The transcript has 14 exons. Gene Ontology annotation, biological process: nucleocytoplasmic transport. The record is from RefSeq and is a predicted model, not a curated record. Gene Ontology annotation, cellular component: nuclear pore; cytoplasm.